UGGCUGCACGGCUGUCAUUCGUUACCUACCUAUAUGUUAAUACAGGUUUAACAAAUUUGCACGUUUCUUUUUAACGUUGCACAACAAAUUUUUGAUAAAGUGUUCCAAAUUGAUAAAUCAUAAGUACGGCAACUUAGUUGCAAAGGAAUGAGGUAAUGGAGUGUCUUGCGUUAAUUGAUUGUGAUGAGAAAACUAUAAAGCGACUUCUAGUCGUGCGCGUGAACAGAACCGGCUGUACGCGCCACCACCAUAUUGCAUAAGGCCAAAAUUGGCCCGUCAAAAAUGUUAAGCUGUGGUAGAGUUAUCGGACGAUUGCCAAAACUUACGAGGCAUUCGCAUGUUAAUCAUUUCUGUCGACCUCUAAAAUAUAUCGGAAUUGUUAAAGCUAGCAAUUCAUGGUAUAGUAAUAAUGCAUCUGACAAGAAAACAUACAAGCUCCCGGGAACCACCAUAAAACCUGAAGAAUGUGUACCUGAAAGUAGGUAUCUCAAAUUAAAAAAAACUGUCCCUUUUUGUGAAUCUUAUCCUAAUGCAUCUUGUCCGCCAUCAUGCUAUGAAGCUUGUGGAAAAUCAGAAGAUUCGCAAAAGUGUAUAGACAAGCCACCACCAUCAUCGCCACCAUAUUGGAAAAUAUUGGCCACUUUAAUUAUAGCUGGAGUUACAAUAUAUGCGAUAUCUAAGACAAAUUGGUUUACAUCAAAAAAAUCAGAUUUGCAGAUGGAUGUAAGUAAGAGGAAAAAGGAUGGAAGAAGACAUAGAAGAUUAUCAGAAAGAAUUAAAUCUCCUUCUAAUUCUAGUUCAAUUCCUAAAAAUGUACCUUACCUUUUAAUAGGAGGUGGAACUGCUGCAUUUUCUGCAUUUAGGUCAAUUAAAUCUGGAGACCCUAAAGCUAAGGUUUUAGUAAUAACAGAAGAAACAGACUUUCCUUACAUGAGGCCACCAUUAUCUAAAGAACUUUGGUAUAACACAGAUCGGAAAAUAAGUGGACAGUUACUUUUUAAGCAGUGGAAUGGAACACAAAGAAGUAUAUUUUAUGAGCCACAGGAAUUUUAUUCGAAUGUUAAUAGUUUAAUUGAAUCUGAUAAAGGCGGUGUAGCUGUAGCUACAGGUUGGAAAGUUAUAAAAAUUGAUGUCCAAACUAAAACUGUGACGCUCGAAGAUGGUUAUGAAAUAAAAUAUGAUAAAUGUCUUAUUGCAACUGGGGCUUUACCUAAAAAUCUUCCAGUUUUUGAAUCUAUCGAAGAUGAGCUCAAAGAUAAAAUUAUAACGUUUAGAACAAAAGAAGAUUUUCUUGACUUAGAAAAUAAUGUGCAUAAUCCUAAAUAUAAAAAUAUAGUAAUAAUUGGUGGAGGGUUUCUUGGAUCAGAACUCGCUUGCUCGCUUGCCCGUAAUUUACCUGAAAAUAAAAGAGUAUAUCAAAUAUACAAAGAAAAGUUCAUAAUGGAUCAAAUACUGCCACAGUAUUUAAGCGAAUGGACAACAAACAAAGCAAUGUUAGAAGGUGUUCAGUGUAUUCCCAGUUCUGAAGUUGAGGACUAUUCGUAUAAAAAUGGACAAUUGUCGCUUGUUCUUUCAGAAAAUCGUACUGUCGAUGCUGAUCAAGUGGUUAUAGCAGUAGGUGUUGAACCAAAUACUGAUUUAGCAAUAGCUUCGCAUUUAGAAACAGAUCCUGAUGUAGGCGGUUUCCUUGUAAAUGCAGAAUUAGAAGCAAGAAGUAAUCUUUGGGUUGCUGGAGAUGCAGCUUGCUUUUAUGAUAUUCGACUUGGUAGAAGAAGAGUAGAACAUCAUGAUCACGCUGUAAUUUCAGGAAGAUUAGCAGGAGAAAAUAUGACUGGUGCAGGAAAACCAUAUCUGCAUCAGUCAAUGUUUUGGUCCGAUUUAGGACCAGAGGUUGGAUAUGAAGCAAUUGGUAUUGUAGAUUCGUCGCUGCCAACUGUAGGAGUUUUUGCUAAAACGUCAGAGUCUAUUGCUUCACCAGCGUCCAUUUCUAAUUCAGAUGAAAUAACUCGAUCUUUGAGUGAAAAGAAAGUACACUCGAUGCAAACACAAGAUUUAGUAAAAUCAGAGUUAGAAUCAAGAACAAUCAUAACCACUGAUGAACAAGCAAGUUCAGAAAAUAGUAAAACAACAGUCUGCGAUAGUUCAAAAUCAGCAACAGAGGAACCCAAAAAAUAUGAUGAUUUUGGAAAGGGAGUUAUUUUUUAUUUAAGGGAUGAUAUUGUGGUUGGUAUAGUUCUUUGGAAUAUCUUCAACCGGAUGUCAAUUGCUAGGCAGGUCCUUGCCAGGGGCACAAAAUAUGAUGACUUAAACGAAGUAGCAAAACUGUUUACUAUUCACAAUGAUUAAUUUCGUUAACACAAGAAUAUGAUGAAUGUGUGACAAUGAAUUGUGUCACUAAUAUAUGUGGGUCUGUAUUCAUUCUUCUGAAACAUUUUUACAAAUAAAAAAUCUACAACUAAUAUAUUAUUCCUGAGUUUAAAAGGUACGACUUGUAUAAAUAUUGCACAUAUUACGUACAAAGCUUAUCCAAAAGUAAUUUAUAGA
Messenger RNA from Colletes gigas, 2544 nucleotides. It is a transcript of the gene AIF, whose product is annotated as apoptosis-inducing factor 1, mitochondrial. Gene Ontology annotation, cellular component: mitochondrion; cytoplasm. The record is from RefSeq and is a predicted model, not a curated record. Gene Ontology annotation, molecular function: FAD binding; NAD(P)H oxidase H2O2-forming activity; protein dimerization activity. Bases 283 to 2346 code for a protein of 687 amino acids. NCBI's taxonomy places the organism in Eukaryota, Metazoa, Arthropoda, Insecta, Hymenoptera, Colletidae. The transcript is spliced from 12 exons. Gene Ontology annotation, biological process: mitochondrial respiratory chain complex assembly; apoptotic process.